GCAGAGAAGCGAUAAUAAUUGGCUAAGCCGUGGUCACGUGAGCGUGUCUCGGCCAAUCGCGUGCUCUGGUGUGGAGCGGCUUGUCCCUGGGAUAGCUGCAGUACAGUUUGCGGUUAGCUGAACAGAUAGAAACAUACCCCGCUGUUACCGACGAGAGCAUCACUUCCAGCUGCCUGCACUGAGUUCAACUGUGUCAUUUCCAGACUGAAGGACCUCAGUUUCAGCUAUGGUUCCUCCGCUCCGUCAUCGCUCCUUGCGUAUCUUUGUGAAUGAUGACCGCCAUGUUAUGACCAAGCACUCCGCUAUCUACCCCACGCAAGAGGAGCUGGAGGCUGUGCAGAAUAUGGUCUCCCACACUGAGCGUGCCCUCAAGGCUGUGUCUGAUUGGCUGGAUGAGCAGGAGAGGGUAUCUGUGAAAGCGAAUCCUGUUGAGUCUGAAGGAGAUGGCGAUAAAGAGGGUGAGCCCAAAUCAAUAGAGCAGACGACACGCUCCCUGCGUGGGGUGAUGAGGGUGGGCCUGGUGGCCAAAGGCCUGCUGCUGAAGGGGGAUUUGGAUCUGGAGCUAGUGCUGCUUUGUAAGGACAAACCCACAGCCACACUGCUAAAAAAAGUAGCCGAGAAUCUCAAUUUGCAGCUCAAGCUCAUCACUGAGGAUAAGUAUGAGGUGAUGCAGUUUAUCCGUGACGCCUGCAUCAUGAUCAAAAACACCAAGCAGCCCUCUCUUAAUCUCACCAUUCACCUGACGUCACCUGUUGUCCGAGAGGAGGCUGAGAAGCAAGCCACCGGAGAAACGCUAUCAGUCAACGAUCCCCCGGAUGUACUGGACAGGCAGAAAUGCCUGGCUGCCUUGGCGUCUCUUCGCCACGCCAAGUGGUUCCAGGCCAGGGCCAAUGGGUUGCGUUCGUGUGUGAUUGUCAUCCGGAUCCUGAGGGAUCUCUGCUCCCGUGUUCCCACUUGGGCCCCGCUUAAAGGAUGGCCUCUUGAGCUUUUGUGCGAGAAAUCAAUUGGCACAGGGAACCGGCCUAUGGGAGCAGGGGAAGCUCUUCGAAGAGUUCUGGAGUGUUUGGCUUCUGGAAUCCUGAUGGCAGAUGGUUCCGGCAUCUCUGAUCCCUGUGAGAAAGAGCCGACUGAUGCCAUUGGUCACAUGGACAUCCAACAACGAGAGGACAUCACCCAGAGUGCUCAGCAUGCGCUGAGGCUUUCUGCUUUUGGGCAACUUCACAAAGUACUUGGAAUGGACCCUCUUCCUUCUAAAAUGCCCAGGAAACCUAAGAGUGAAACCCCCAUCGACUACACAGUUCAGAUUCCUCCAAGCACAACCUAUGCUCCCCCCAUGAAACGGCCUAUUGAAGAGGAGGAGGGUGCUGAUGACAAGAGCCCUAACAAGAAGAAGAAGAAACUUCAAAAGAAAUCUCCAGAUGAAAAGUCAGAGCCUCCUCAGGCCAUGAAUGCUCUGAUGCGGCUGAACCAGCUAAAGCCCGGGCUCCAAUAUAAGCUCAUUUCUCAGACUGGACCUGUUCACGUGCCGGUCUUCACCAUGGCCGUGGAGGUCGACGGCAAGACCUUUGAAGCAUCUGGUCCCUCUAAACGUACUGCCAAACUACAUGUAGCAGUUAAGGUUUUGCAAGACAUGGGCCUUCCAACAGGGGUGGAGCAAAAGGUUGCUGAACCAGCAAAAGUAGAGGUGGUGCCGCCCACUGUAGAGACAGAGGUGAAGACUGCAGUCCCGCCAGUUGAACCAGAGGCUUCACUUGAUGUUACCACGAACUCUGAGGUUACUGAGAGCACUGAGAGCGCACGGCACCAGGGCCCUAUUUUGACGAAACAUGGCAAGAACCCAGUUAUGGAGCUCAAUGAGAAACGUAGAGGCCUCAAAUAUGAACUCAUCUCUGAGACGGGCGGCAGCCAUGACAAACGCUUUGUCAUGGAGGUAGAGAUAGAUGGACAGAAGUUCCAGGGUACAGGCUCCAACAAGAAGGUGGCAAAGGCAUAUGCAGCUCUGCAUGCUCUGGAGAAACUAUUCCCAGAUGGCUCCAACUCUGAGGCGGCCAAGAAGAAGAAAGCAGUGCACACUCCUGGGUUUGAAAUGAUGAGUGGACCACCUGCUGAUCCAGCAGCCAAUCCCAGAGGCAGAGGACGAGGGCGGGGUAGAGGCCGGGGGAGAGGCUUUAAUAAUGGCGGAGGAUAUAAUCAAGGUGCCUAUGGAAGUUAUGGAUAUGGGAACAAUGCUAACUCUGUCUACAAUUACUUCAAUAAUGGUGGAGCUAAUGGAGGAUCUACAGGAAUGAAUCCUGGAGCAGGUCCAGCAGCCAGUGCCUCAGCAGGAGGUCCUCCGGGAACAGGUGGCUUUGCCUCGUAUUACCAGAAUGACGGAGGUUACUCCACCCCAGGUGCAGUGGGCAAAGCCCCUGGGAAGAAGGUGCCAAUGCACCAGGGAACUAAACCUCCAGGCACAGGAGCAGCUCCUGGAACCUACCAGAGUCCCUCAGGCCCGGGCCAAAGUUCCUAUGGCCAGUAUGGGCAGGGAUACGGCCAGGGCAAGAAGAACUUUGGCCAAACUCAAGGUGGAGGCACAGGUGGCGGUUACAGCAACUAUAGCACAGCUUACCCAUCCCAGGUGACAGGAGGUCCAGGGUCUCAGGACUAUGGCUACGAGGGUUAUAGCAACCCGUCAAACUACGGUGCACAAGGAGCCAAUCAGAGUUAUGGCACCAACCCUGGACAAUACCAUAAUCCCGGAGCGGGCUAUGGCCGUGGUGACGGCAGCAUGAACUACCAGUACAGAUAGACUGAACCUGACCCUCACAUGCUCCUUGUCACCGUCGGCGUUUUUGCUUGUACACUUUUUCCGAAGUAGCAGCAACAAAUUUGUACUUGCUCAACUGUUCACACCAAAACCUUAGUAGUUCUCUGAGCUUAGGAAAAGAAGUACUUGUGUUUUUUCAAGUUUUGUGGUGGUGUGUUCCAUGUUGUGUUCAGUAUGUGCUUUUGUUUUUGCUUUCUUUCCCAUUCUCAGACUACUUCCUGAUGGGAGAGAGCCACCACAGUCACAUGCAUGUUUAUGACUUGAUUUUGAAUUUGACUCAGCAUUUCCAUUUUUUCAUUACAUUUCUCAGCUGGUUACUUCAUCAUUGAAAGUUAGCACACUCAGUGUUUUUGUUUUAUUUUAUUUUAUUUUUUAUUUUAUUUUUUUCCCAUUUUUUUAAAAAAUAAAGUUUUAUUUAAAAGUUUUCAUUUUUAGCCCCCCUCCUUAAGAUGUCUGUUAUUAUAAUAUCUUUUAUUACAGUUACUUUGGAUAAAGUUCUGAAAUGUGAAGUGUAAAUUCAGCUUGCAAUAGCAGUUAGUGUGUUUUGGGAAAAUUCUAUUUUUAGGAACAAUGUGUCACCGUAUGUUGUAAGUUCUCAUUUUGUAAGGAAAGAAGUGAUGUCACUGGACUGUCUGGCUUUUGUGUCCUUAAUAUAAUACUCUUUACCUGUCCUAACUAUUAUCGCUUUAAUUUUCUUUGUAGUGCUUUUGACUACAGCUGAUACCUUAUUGGGAAAGGUGAACAUAACUAUGGUAUGAAAAAUACUUUAGAAACCUUUUAGAAAGAAACCAAGAAGAAAAGAGAUUCAAAAAGAGGAACAAUAUUAUGCAGGUGGUUUUAAUGUUAUGGCUGUUUGGUGUACAAUUAAUAGUAAUUGAUAAAUUACAUCAGCUAACAGGUGUGUGCACAUUUAUUUAAAUCCCAUUUGUGCCUGCUCCUGAAGGAUUUCUGUCCAAUCCUGCUUAGUCCUGUAGAAAGUUUGGGGGGUUUGUGACCAAAUGUUUACAAAAUUGAUAUUGGAAUCAAAAUGUAAUUAAUGUAAUGGAAUAAUGAAGAAACAAUCUGCUGAGAGAUAGAGAAAAUGCCCAGCGGGGAAUUUUAUAUUAGUACUUAAUAGGGCAACAUGUGCCAAGCUAAAGAAUGCCAAGCUGGGACAAUUCACAAGGCAUGGGUGCUUAGUAAGGUGCGUGUAUUAUUCCUAGCCUGGUAGGAGGAACCACUUUGCAUUUCCUUAAUCAAGCACUGGGAGAAAAUGGAAGGUAUUUAUGCUGGUGAUACGGAAAGCACUUGUUGAGGAUGGUAGGUGAAAAUCUGGAAGGGGGACUCAUUAACAUUACAAUAAAAUUGAUGCAUCCUUGCUUGAAUAAAUGGAGUAAAAGUCACUUCGGACUAAUCAGCAAGGAUCAACCCCACAGUUGUCAGUGUUAAUGCUAGAAUCUGCUGUUUGAUAGUUAUAUUUAAUCAGUUACUACUAAUUGUACAUCUAUCAACCAUAACAUUAAAACCACAUGCUUAAUAUUGUGUAGGUCCACCUUGUGCCACCAAAACAGCUCAAGACCUUAGCAGCAGAUCCUUUAUGUUGUGAGGUGGGGCCUCCAUGGAUCAAAUUUGUUUGUCCAGCACUUCCCACAGAUGCUCCAUCGGAUUGAGGUCUGGAGGCCAAGUCAACACCUUUAACACUUUGUCAUGUUCCUCAAACCAUUCCUGAGCAAUGUCUGCAGUGUAGCAGGGUGCAUUAUCCUGCUGAAAGAGGCCACUGCCAUUAGGUAGUAGUGGUGCCAUGAAGGGGUGUACUGGAUCUGCAACAAUGUUUAGUUAGGUGCUAUGUGUCAAAAUAACAUCCACAUGAAUGCCAGGACCCAAGUUUUCCCAGCAGAACAUAGAGCCCAGUGCAUCACACUGCCUCACCCGACUGGCCGCCUUCCCAUAGUCCAUCCUGGUGCCAUCUUUUCCCCAGGUAAGUGACGCACCCGGCCGUCCACAUGAUGUCAAAGAAAACA
This is a messenger RNA of Ictalurus furcatus (blue catfish), 4806 nucleotides long. It is a transcript of the gene ilf3b, whose product is annotated as interleukin enhancer binding factor 3b. The coding region runs from base 227 to 2788 and encodes 853 amino acids. The transcript has 19 exons. Gene Ontology annotation, cellular component: precatalytic spliceosome. NCBI's taxonomy places the organism in Eukaryota, Metazoa, Chordata, Actinopteri, Siluriformes, Ictaluridae. Gene Ontology annotation, molecular function: single-stranded RNA binding; double-stranded RNA binding. The record is from RefSeq and is a predicted model, not a curated record.